AUCUAAACCCGAUAACGAACCAGCUGGUGGCAGUGCCGUCGUGCGACGUUUACGUGGAAGUACGGCCUUCGCGAAAAUUCGUUUUCUAUUGGUCCAUUAUCGAUGAUUUGUACUGAAAAAUUUAAAAAACGAUAGGGACAAUAUCGUAGAAUUGGAAACAGUGUUAAAACAGUGUUCACGAGUCUCGUUAUUGUAUCGGUGAUACGUCGAUUUUCGUUAGGAUUGCUGAACGAAACCAAGCCAAAGGAAGAGAGGAGCAGAGAAUAAGAAGGAAAAAAUAAAAACAGAAACAUGCCGUGACCGCACCUCAGGUGACAUCAAAAUGUAUCGUACAGUCGAAGGAAAAUCACUGUGCUUAUAGUGCGCGUAUAACUUUUAAUUGGACGACAAAUGUCGUAGGUAUUCUUAUCUGUGCUAAGUGUGCGUGUGUGAGUGAAAUCGUGUGUGCCUGUGGGUGCUGCUCUUCUCGCUUGUACCUGACCUGACCCAGGUGAGCACCUGGACCAACAACGAUGACUACGAGGGAGUUAUACGUGAAGGGUGGUAGAGUAUGGGUACCACAUCCGGAAAAAGUUUGGGAAGGCGCAGUUCUCUUGGAGGAUUAUAAAUUAAAUCAACCAAGUUUAAAAGUUCGUACGGACGAGUCGAAUCAAACGAAAAUCUUGGAAAUAAAAUCGGAUACCGAUUUGCCACCGUUAAGGAACCCCGAUAUACUCAUAGGGGAGAACAAUUUGACAUCGUUGUCGUUCCUUCACGAGCCAGCUGUCCUCUACAAUCUUCAGAUACGUUUCCAGCGACACUGUAUUUACACGUAUUGCGGUAUCGUUCUGGUCGCUUUCAACCCUUACAAUGAACUGCCGAUUUACGGGAACGACACGAUAUGGGCGUACAGGGGGCAGGCGAUGGGCGAUUUGGAGCCCCACAUAUUCGCCGUCGCAGAGGAAGCUUACACGAAGUUGGAAAGGGAAGGUCACGAUCAAUCCAUCAUCGUUUCUGGAGAAUCAGGGGCCGGGAAAACCGUGUCUGCGAAGUAUACGAUGCGAUAUUUCGCAACUGUCGGUGGUUCGACGACCGAAACUCAAGUUGAAAAGAAAGUUCUUGCCUCUUUGCCGAUCAUGGAAGCCAUUGGCAAUGCGAAGACGACGAGAAACGAUAAUUCCUCGAGAUUCGGCAAGUUCAUCGAGAUUCAAUUUAACAAGUAUUAUCACAUAACCGGGGCCAGUAUGAGAACUUAUCUGCUCGAAAAGUCAAGAGUCGUGUUUCAGACUCACGAGGAAAGGAAUUAUCAUAUAUUUUAUCAAAUGUGUGCGGCCGCUGCGCGGCUUCCACACUUGCACUUAGGCCAUCAGAAUAAAUUUCACUAUCUGAAUCAAGGAAAUAAUCCUUUCAUCGAUGGCGUGGACGAUUUGGUGUGUUUCGACGAGACUAUAACCGCCCUCACCAUGCUUGGAUUUUCGUCCAAACAACAGGACGACAUGCUUCGUAUUUUGGCGGCUAUAAUACAUUUAGGGAACGUAAAUAUAGGGAAUUCUGAUAACCAAACGUUGAACAACGAAAACGACACCGAGACCAGUUAUAUUCACCCUGCGGACAAACAUCUUUUAACGAUGUGCGAGCUAUUGGGCACCGAUGUGAACGCGAUGAGGAAAUGGCUGUGCCAUAGAAAAAUCGUGUCUAUGAGGGAAGUGUUUUUGAAACCGAUGAACGUGGAGCAAGCGAUCGGUGCCAGAGACGCAUUGGCCAAGCAUAUUUACGCGGAAUUGUUCAACUGGAUCGUAACUGGUAUCAAUAAUUCCCUCCAAUCGCAGAACAAACCCCAAUGUUUCAUCGGUGUUCUCGAUAUUUACGGUUUCGAGACGUUCGAGGUCAAUUCGUUCGAACAAUUUUGUAUAAAUUACGCGAACGAGAAGUUGCAACAACAGUUCAAUCAACACGUGUUCAAGUUGGAGCAGGAGGAAUAUUUUAGGGAGGAGAUCGAAUGGACUUUCAUAGACUUCUAUGACAAUCAACCCUGUAUCGAUCUUAUCGAAACGAAACUGGGCAUCCUUGAUUUGUUGGACGAAGAGUGCAGGAUGCCAAAAGGCUCGGAUAAUUCGUGGGCGGAGAAACUGUACUCCAAGUGUGGAAAGUCGAAACACUUUGAAAAACCACGAUUCGGCACUUCCUCUUUCUUGAUUCAUCAUUUUGCCGAUCGCGUGCAAUACGAAGCGACUGGUUUUUUAGAGAAAAACAGAGACACCGUUAUCGAGGAACAGGUCGACGUACUGCGAAACGGAGAUAAUAAGUUAUUGAAGAAAUUGUUCAGCGACGAGGAUCCGAAGCUUGUAGUGCCGAACGUGAGAGUAAAAGUAUCCGCUCAAAAACCGGUAUUAAGCACGCCUAAGCAAAAUAAAAAAACGGUGGGCUCGCAAUUCCGUGACUCGUUAAACAUGCUGAUGUCGACGUUGAACGCGACCACGCCGCAUUACGUGCGCUGCAUCAAGCCGAACGAUUCCAAGGAAGCUUUUGAAUACAAUCCAGUCCGCGCUGUACAACAAUUGCGAGCUUGCGGAGUUCUAGAGACGAUUAGAAUAUCCGCGGCUGGUUUCCCCAGUCAAAGAACGUAUAACGAAUUCUUUCUCAGAUAUAGAUGCCUGUGCAAAUUCAAGGAUAUACGACGAGACGAUCUCAAAGAGACAUCCCGUCGUAUAUUGGGGAGGUACAUCAAGGACGAUGAUAAAUUUAAAUUCGGUAAGACGAAGGUUCUUUUUCGCGCUGGCCAAGUGGCUUAUUUAGAAAAAUUACGGGCGGAACGACAGCGGGAUGCUUGUAUCAUGAUCCAGAAAACGGUACGCGGCCUGAUCUGUCGUAGCAGGUACAAGAAGAUUCGACGUGCUGUGCUUGGUCUUCAAAGGUAUGGAAGGGGUUAUAUCGCGAGGCAGAAAGCUCAAGCUGUGAGGGAAGAAAGGGCCGCGAUAAAAAUUCAAGCUCGCGUCAAAGGUUGGUUGAAGAGACGCCGAUACCUUCAGAUAAAGCGCACAAUUCUUGGUAUUCAAAUAUACGGGAGAGGAAAAAUAGCGCGACAAAAGUACGAACGGAUGAAGGACAAUGCAGCCGCAGUUGUGAUUCAAAGAUUCGCCAGAGGGUAUCUUGUAAGAAUGGCGUGCAAGAAGAAAUUGAGAAAUAUUAUUAUCGUCCAGUCUUAUGUGCGAAGGUAUUUGGCGAAAAAAGUGUUCAAGAGACUGAAGGCUGAAGCGAGAAGCGUGGAACACGUGAAAUCUCUCAAUAAGGGAUUGGAGAAGAAGAUCAUGACGUUACAGGAAAAGAUCACUGAACUUACGAAAGAGAAUCAUGUAUUGAAAAAUCUUCAAAACGAAAUGAUAGAUUUGAAACACAAACUCGAAGGAUUGAAAUCCGUAGAUGCGGAAAAUAAGAAAUUAAACGUUAUAUUGGUAGAGAAAGAAAAAGAAUUAGAAAAAAUAAAGAAUAUAGUAAAAGUUGAGAGAGAUGAAAAGAUGGAUAUAUUACAGGACAAAGAGAGAAAUGUCCAAGAAAAAGAACAGCAAAAUAUAGAUCUUCAAAAUGAGAUUGAAAAGUUACGAAAAGAAUUGUCGAUAGCUACUGAAAAGUUGAAGAACAAUCAACGUGGUGUUGAGGAAGAUUUGAAGCAUCGUUUAGAACAAGAAAAAGAUCUUCUCCUGCUGGAUCAGGAUCAGGAUCGUGGCGCUUAUCAAAAAUUAUUGAAGGAAUAUCACGAAUUGGAGCAACAUGCAGAAAUGUUAGAGCAGAAACUUGCUAUGCAUGUUCCUGCACAUUCUCGUUCUCUUAGUAAUGCUUCCAGCAGCAGUGGACAAAUUGUAUCUACGGAGCUUCCACAAGAUGAUCAAAACAUUGAUUUGGGUUACGGAUCAGUAAGAUCGACUGCUUCUUCUUCGGCUCCUUAUUCACGAUUGGAAACGAUCGAUUGGAAUCAACAAAGAUCAGACAGUCCUCCCGAUGGAGAAGUUCAAACGAAUAAAUCACCCUCCGAAACAAAUGGACCGACACAUGCACCAGUAGAUAUUGGACUAGUCUUAAAAUUGCAACAAAAAUUGAAGGACGUUGAAAAAGAGAAAGGAAGAUUAAUCAGGAUGGUGGAAGAUUUAGAACGUGAUAGUCCUGAAGAAACUUCGAGGAUGCAAGAUACAUUUAGGCUUCAAGAAUUGGAAAUGGAAAAUGCUCAAUUAAAGAAAGAUUUAGGUUCGUUGAGAAGAAGUAUGACUUCAGCAGGCGUAACAGGAGCACAGCAGAAUCUUAUGGGACAAUUCGAUGCACUUCAAGAAGAGCUUGAAAGAAGGCGGGAAGAAUGCAUUCAAUUGCGUAGCGUACUGGCGGAUAAUACACGAAGAAUGAAGAGCUUAGGUUCAAAUUAUGGUCGUGACGUGGACAUAAUAAAUGAAGAUGGAGAAUUAGUACUCGCCUUUGAAGCGCAGAAAAAAAUUAAUAGGCAAUUAGAAGAUGAACUUCAAAUGAAAGAGAAAGGAUGGAGAUUACAGAGAGAUGAAUGGCGAGCAGAAAUUGAUAGAUUGCAAGAAGAAAUCGAGAAACAACAGAAAUUACUUUCUGUAAAUUUGAGUAAAUCGCCACAGACUCAGACUGAGGCAUACAUGCAACACGAAAUUGCCAGGCUGACAUCUGAAAACUUGGGAUUACAAGAAAAAUAUGAUAAAAUGGCCGAAGAAUGUAGAAAGUUUAAGAGACGAUGCAAAAUACUUACAAAACGUUUGAAAGAUGCAGGCUAUGAGGGAGAUGAUGCUAAGGAACAUAAAGAUCGCUCUUGUAUAUUAAGGGGCUCUGUACCAGAUACUACAGAAUCUGUAAAUGAUUCCACAAUAAUAUCUACUGGCAAUGGAACAGCAGAUAAUGGAAGUAAUUUGCCAGUUAUUCGAAAGAAAGAGAGAGAUUAUGAGGGAAUGUUCGAGUUCAGAAGAGAAGAUAUUAACGUAAUAAUACGUCAUCUUGUUAUCGAUUUGAAACCUAGAGUUGCGGUGACGUUACUUCCUGGUUUGCCAGCCUAUAUUCUUUUCAUGUGUAUAAGACAUACAGACUGUAUAAACGAUGAUGAAAAAGUGAGAUUGCUGUUAACAGGCUAUCUCAAUGCCGUAAAACGUGUAGUUAAGAAACGUGAAGACUUUGAUUCCAGUGUGCUCUGGUUCAGUAAUACUUUAAGAUUGUUACAUAGUAUGAAACAAUAUUCCGGAGACAAACCUUUCCAAAUUGAGAAUACUCCAAGACAGAAUGAACAGUGUCUUAGAAAUUUCGAUCUAAGCGAAUACAGGGUUGUGUUAAGCAAUGUAGCGCUCUGGAUUUUUAAUAAUAUUAUAACGAAUCUUAAAGAAAGAAUUCAGGCUUUAACUGUGCCCGCUCUUCUCGAACACGAAGCCAUAUCUGGCUUGAAUUCUAAUAAACUUGGUAGACCCAGGUCAUCUUCUAUGGGAGAAGAGCCAGAAUCAACCCAACAAAAGCUUAACAAACUUCUUGAUGAACUUACUUCAGUGUAUAAAACUCUUCAAUAUCAUGGUGUUGAUUCUGAGAUCGUUGUACAACUUUUCAAACAAUUGUUUUAUUUCAUGUGUGCUAGUGCUCUAAAUAAUUUGCUUCUGAGGAAUGAACUUUGUCACUGGACAAAGGGCAUGCAAAUAAGAUAUAAUUUAAGUCAUUUGGAGCAAUGGGCAAGAGAUCGAAGAUUAGAACCAGCAUCUGAAGCGCUUCAGCCUAUUGUACAAGCAGCACAGCUUUUACAAGCUCGUAAAACAGAUGAUGACGUAAAUUCCGUAUGUGAAAUGUGCAACAAAUUAACUGCGAACCAAAUAGUAAAAAUUUUAAAUUUGUAUACACCCGCUGAUGAUUUUGAAACGCGUGUGCCAGUUUCGUUCAUUAAAAAAGUACAGGCUAAAUUGAGUGAACGUGGUGAGAACAACGAACAACUGCUAAUGGAUCUUAUGUAUUCGUAUCCAGUAAGAUUUCCAUUCAAUCCAUCAGAUAUUCGAUUAGAAGAUAUUGAAAUACCGGAAGUACUUCAUUUACCCAUGCUCAAAAAAGUUUAAUAGAAAAUAGAAAUGGAAAAAAUUAGAGAGACCCUAUUGUGCAUAUAACUUUUAGUUGAGUAACAACCUAAUAAAUAAUAUAGCCUAUUUAUUAAAAAAAAAAAAAAAAAAAAAAAAAAAAAAAAAAAAAAAAAAGGAAGAAAAAAAGAAACAGAUAAGGGCUUACAUUACUUUUGUCAAAUUAGAUAACGCAUCGAGAAGGGUCAUCGAUACAUUUUAUAUAUUUUUUUUUACUCAUGUAAUUUGUAUUUUAUGAAACAUCAUUCCUAUUCUUCCUUAUAAAAAUAUUAAAUUAAAAAUUUCGUUGUGACAAUUUUCGUUAAUAUUAUAUAAAGAUUGUACGUCAAGAUUUAAAAACGGUGUUGAUAUAAGGCUCUGCUGGAGCUUGCAAUUUAUAUAACAUCUGAAUUGGAUAAAAAUAUUAGACGUACGAUAAACAAGAAUAGUGAGAUAUACGAAUGCAAAUAUAAACGAUGAAACGAAGUGCCGAAUUCUGUAUUAUAAAGUACAGAAACGUUGUUAUCAAGAUUAAAGAUGUUUAAGAAAUGUGUUGUUUUUCGGUAUUGUUAGUCUAUCAAAAGUUAUUAUGGUAAAAUAUUGCAACUCCAAGCAUGAACUUUAUGUAUGUAAGAAAAGAAAUUUAUGGAAGAUGUAAAAGUUAUUAUGUAAAAAAAGAAAGGCAAGAUAUAAAGUUAUGUUGGGAUAGAUUGUAUAUUUUGUGAUACGAGGAAAUCUGCCUAGGAAGUCUAUUUCCAUAGACUAGAGGCAAUAUAGAAGAAGGAGAAAAGAUAGAGGUAUAUAAUAUUGUUAUAAUAUAAUUUAUAAAUGUGCAAACAAUUGUAUUUUGUGCCAUUUUAUUAGUAGAACGUAACUAAAUUCUGUUUCUUACGUUAAUCGAUCUGUAUUUACGUUUCACAAAUAUAUUCUAUGGAAUAAUUUCUAACGAAAUUCCUAUAACCCGAAUUGUACAGAAAAAAACAUCUGUCUACACAAUUAUACCUUGACUCGAUGUGACAAAUUUAUUUGUUCCUACAAUGAAAAUAAAAACGAACGUUGAUGAAAAACA
Apis laboriosa (Himalayan honeybee) is the source of this 7131-nucleotide messenger RNA. RefSeq names its product unconventional myosin-Va (gene didum). The coding region runs from base 513 to 6065 and encodes 1850 amino acids. Lineage: Eukaryota; Metazoa; Arthropoda; Insecta; Hymenoptera; Apidae. The record is from RefSeq and is a predicted model, not a curated record. Gene Ontology annotation, molecular function: ATP binding; microfilament motor activity; actin filament binding. Gene Ontology annotation, cellular component: vesicle; myosin complex; actin cytoskeleton. The transcript is spliced from 21 exons. Gene Ontology annotation, biological process: vesicle transport along actin filament; actin filament organization.